AUGUACGCCACCCCGUACCUGAGACUCACUCAGACCGAAGUCAACAAACUCAAUGUCAUCAUUCGAAGAGCUUUCAAGUGCGCCCUUGGACUACCAGAGUACGUGGCCACGGAGGACCUGCUCAGCACGGGCCUCUACAACACCAUUGAAGAACUCUGGGAAGCCCAGCGUAUAUCACAAAUCAAGCGCCUCAGCGAAACACCGAACGGAAGAUGGCUCCUGGAGCGGCUGCAAUUGGCCACACCGGGUGGCAUAUUACACCAAGAACCCAAACAAGAAUUAACACCAACUGUACGAGGCAAGAUCACGGUCGAGAAGAUCCCAAGUAACAUGAACUCGGAAAGGAACGCCAACAGAAGAAGAGUUCGUGCACAGACCAUAUCCAGGAUAUGGAGCAAGAAGCCCGGAACCCUGUACGCCGACGCGGCCAUCCUACCAAGAGGCAACACCGCCACCCUGGCCGUGGCCGAUCCUCGUGGCAACGUGGUGAGGACGGCAUCGGUCUACACGACCCUCACAGAACACGCAGAAGAAGCCGCAAUUGCUCUGGCUGCCACAGGUACCAAACAAGACCACAUCACCGUCAUCACAGACUCGCAACGGGCGUGCCGCAACUUCGCCAAGGGUGAAAUAGGCGAACAGGCGGCGAGAAUCCUCUCCAAGGCGCAGUUUACGAGCAUGAAGAUCGUCUGGGCACCAGGUCACGCGGGUGUCGAGGGAAACGAGGCGGCAAACGCCGCAGCCCGAGCCUUUCAUUCGAACCGGGACUCGUCCGCACCUCAACCACACUCUCCUGACCCCAACAUGAAGUACAACGAAUACUUGAAGACAAUCAGGGAAGCCAGGAUGACUCUUCCAGCGCCACCUUCGAAGUUCACCAAGGAGGAGGAGCACCUCUAUAGAAGACUGCAGACAGGAACCAUGAAGACGCCAAUGAAGCUCCAUCAAUGGUACCCCCAACUCCAUCCUUCACCAACUUGCUCCUUUUGCGGGUGGAAAUGGGGGGACCUGUACCACUUGAUGUGGGUGUGCAAGCACAUUAAAGGUUUGGAUCCGGUUCCGAACCCGACAAGGGACAACUGGAACGCGGCCCUCCGCUGGAGCGAUCCGGGAAGCCAACACUGGUUAGUACGGAGAGCGACGGUGGUGCAAGCCGCGAUUAGAGCAUUGCUAGAGACGCUGCUGCGAGACUCGUGCCAACAGAUCGACUACUCCGACAAGGAGCGGGAGGCUCUGCUUAGGGUGAACGAGCGAAUGGCAGGCAAGAUAACUUCAAUGCACAUCACCAUUCAUGGUUUAGAAGAUGCUUCCCGACGUAGCGCCAUUGCUGCUUUCGAGGCAAACAAGGUGGCGGAGAAUGGGAAGGCGUUGGCAGAGGAGAUGGGGGCAUACCUGCUGGAGGAAGAGGAGAAACACAGGCAGGCCCCAGAGAAAAGGAGGCAGGAGUUUGAGGAGAAGCUACACUUGUCAAACGAAGCACCUCUUGUUGAGCAGGAGCGUGCGACGAAGGUGACAGAGAACGAAGCGGCGCUGACACUAUACAAGCGCCUGCUGCCCUCUAUGAAGGAGGAGGUGCUUCAGCGCAAGGCUGAGGCGCAGAAACGCGUGGACAUACUGCAGAAAGCCAUUGAGGAGUCCAAAGAUGACCUGGAGCAGUGCAAAGCAAGGCAACGUUCGGACGGCUGCACAAAGCUCAAGGCGCAGCAGGACGAUGCCGUAAAGGAUCUCACCAUUCAUCUGGAGAUGUCAAACAACCUGAAGUGCGAUUUCGAGAGAAAGCAAGGAAGCUGA
This is a messenger RNA of Ixodes scapularis (black-legged tick), 1791 nucleotides long. RefSeq lists its product as uncharacterized. Bases 1 to 1791 code for a protein of 596 amino acids. The record is from RefSeq and is a predicted model, not a curated record. Gene Ontology annotation, molecular function: nucleic acid binding. NCBI's taxonomy places the organism in Eukaryota, Metazoa, Arthropoda, Arachnida, Ixodida, Ixodidae. The transcript is spliced from 2 exons.